This is a messenger RNA of Amphimedon queenslandica, 1263 nucleotides long. Its product is annotated as N-acetylglucosamine-6-phosphate deacetylase-like. The coding region runs from base 32 to 1093 and encodes 353 amino acids. The record is from RefSeq and is a predicted model, not a curated record. Gene Ontology annotation, molecular function: N-acetylglucosamine-6-phosphate deacetylase activity. The transcript has 8 exons. Lineage: Eukaryota; Metazoa; Porifera; Demospongiae; Haplosclerida; Niphatidae. Gene Ontology annotation, biological process: N-acetylglucosamine catabolic process.
UUAAACCAGAUUCUGAAGCUCAGCUAUCAGUAUGGAUGCUUCGACUCGAGCUGCUUCAACAAUAAUAGAAGCUGAGGAGGUUGUUCUGCCUGGAGGAGAGCUAAAGAAAGGGCCAGUAUACGUCAGUAUAGUACAAGAUACCAUUACUGAUAUUACCAGUACUCGCCCACCAACAGUUAAAGAUGUGAUUAAGACUCAUUUAUUGACUCCUGGCUUCAUUGACUUACACAUUCAUGGAUUAGGUGGAACCAAUGAUGUGAUAGAUUUCUGGUCAAACCCAGGCUACACACUCUCUCGUCUGCCAAUGGGAGGUACCACAAGUUGCCUAGCAACCAUUGUCCUACCUAAGAGCUCAUCUCAACCAAACACUCUACAAUUAUUUGAUAAGUUAAAAGACGUUAUUGGUAGGACUGAUACUGGCGGUGCUGUACUGGAAGGAAUUAAUGCUGAAGUAAUAGGUAUUAAGCCUUCAUUGGGGCAUGAUAAAGAAGCAAGUGAGAGUGAGAUAUUAGAUGCUUUGAGACUAUCAAAAGAACCAAUGCAUAUAACACAUUUAUUUAAUGUAUGCAGCUUUCAUCAUAGACUCCCAGGAUUAGUUAACAUUGGUUUAGCAUCAGUAUAUCCUAAUUUACCAGAAUAUACUGACAUAAUACCGCCAACUUUUGAAGUAAUAGGAGACUUGGCACACGUGCAUCCAUUGACACUGUCAGUAUUACUAGAGGCAAGAGGAUAUGAGAGUGUUUGUUUUAUUACUGACUCAAUUUAUCAUUCAAAUCAACCUGGAGAGACCAUCAGCUACAAUGGAAGACAAUUGAUAGUGUCCAGUGAUUGUAAGACAAUGUUACUUAAAGGGACUAAUACACUGGCUGGUAGUUGUGUAUCCAUGUUGGAUAUAUUUCAUAAUUUAGUGAAUACAUUAAAUGUACCAAUUCCUCAAGCUGUAAGAAUGCUAGCAGAAAACCCAGCAAAAGUGGCUAGUUUAAAAGGACUUGGCUCCAUUGCUAUAGACAGCAGAGCUGAUAUGUUAUUAUUUGACAAAGAUCUCAUACUAACUGCAACUAUGGUGGCUGGAAAUACUGUCUGGAAGAAAUGACAUUAUUUUAAUGCAUACUGAGCUCACCUUUGAGGCAUAUUACUUGCUUCAUUAUGACUAUGUGACAAUGAAAUAAAAAAUAGAAUUAAUAUUUAUGUGUAUGGAGCAUUUAUGAUAUAACAUAUAUACAUACCCAUUGUUUUGUAUAUUAGUUGUUUACAAAGUUUUAA